UCGAUGCGAAAGAUGGGAUGUAUGAUGUCAAUUUAAAUGUUAGAAAUUGCGAUUUUUGUAUUUGAACUUCGUCGGAAAUGUUCCGUUUCUACAUUUAAAUACAAUUGUAUCAAAAACUGUGUAUUCACGCAGCUGUUGUCAUGUAAAGCUUGAUGGGAGUCACCAUUGAAGCACAUUGGUCUAUUGCGAAUUUUGAUAGAUGCUGCAUUCUAACACGCAGUUGCUUUUUACGAGAGGGGUUAGGAAAUGGAGAGUGAAUAUGGAGGUACCUGUGAUCAGACAGAACUGAAAUCAUUGCUUAAUGAAUUGGAAGUGUCUUAUAAAAUGCAGGAAAAAGAAGCUAAGUACCAUGUGAUCAAACUUCAAGAAGAAAGCUUAAAAGUGAAACAGAUCCUCUCAAAGAUAUCAUUGGUUGUCAGAUCUGCUGAACAGAAAGGAAAUAUUGAAGAUUAUCAAGCACUUUAUAAAAAGGCUAUCGAGGAACGAGAUGAAUAUAAACUGAAAGCUCACAAUCAGGCAUGUGCUAUAAUGAAAUUAGAAAGAGAGCUGUGUAAAAUAAAAAACGGUACCUUGGACAACAAAAACGUUGGUUCAAAUAGUGCGUCAUAUUUGGAUAAGGAAAUUGAUUUUUUGCAUACGGAAAAUGCCUCUCUCAGAAAUGAACUCAAAUGCCUUAAAAACCUUCUAAAUGAUCAAGAGCAUUUGAAGAAAGAACUGUCUGACAGCAACUUGGAGAAUAUUUCUCUUAAAGAACAGAUUGUUAAUAAACAAACAGAGUUAAUGGAAAUGCAGUAUCAGUUUGACAGUAAACUGAAAAAAGUACAGACAGAAUGUGAACAACAUACAUUAAAUCUACAAAAGAAACUUUCAGAGUGUCAAGAACAACUAACAGAGGCCAAGAUUUCAAAGGAGUUGACAGAGAGUAAUCUGAAGGAGAAAUAUGCAUGUGCAUUGAAUAAAGUGAAAGAAAUGCAGCAGAAGCUUGAGAAAAUAGUUGACGAUAAUGGAAAUGAAGGUACAUGUAUAGUGGGCUCUCCACCAGACAAGUCUGAAAAUUCAGCCAAGAUGGCAAAUGAAUUUGCUGAAUCAAAUGGUUGUGAACAAACCAAGAUCACCACUGUUAUCACUACUACCAGAAGCAGCAGUAGUACCGUUACUACUACUGAAAAAGUUUUGAAGACCUCUUAUUCAUCAGAAGAUUCCCCAGAGAGGAAUGGUUCAGACAAAAGUAAUAAAAUGAAAUUGAAAAAAGGAGUAGCAGUGUGCCUUUUGGACGAUGAAGAGCAGCUGGUGGUUAAAGGAGAGGAGAGAUCAGAUGACUGUGAGAAUGAGGAUUUGUCAGAAGAGGAAGUUGAUGAAAUAUGCAUCCUGUUAUGAAACCAACAUAGAAACAGUGCACCAGAAGAAAAUUUAUGUAUUCUGAAGAUGGUUGAACUGAAAGUCCUAUCCUUAUGGCUAGAAAUGUUAGAGCAUGUGCAUCUUGCAUUAGUGGAUAACAUUUUUCCCUGUAUGCAUGCAUGCACCAGUGUGUGUGUGUGUGUGUGUGUGUGUGUGUGUGUGUGUGUGUGUAGGCAUGUGGUAUUAAUUUACCAUAUGGUAUUAAGAAUAGCUUCAAUAAUGAAGCUGAAUUGAUGAUGCAGACCAUUACAGAAUAUUGUCACACAUGUCAGCUAAGAGACAGAAGACACAUACUGAUACAUACAUGAUAAAGAGUGAGGUAGAUAAUGAACAAGUUUAGACACUGUAGAAAAGAAAGGGAGGGGGGGAGGGGGGAGAGAGAGAGAGAGAGAGAGAGA
Molecule: messenger RNA, 1796 nt
Organism: Schistocerca piceifrons (Central American locust)
Lineage: Eukaryota; Metazoa; Arthropoda; Insecta; Orthoptera; Acrididae
Exons: 10
Coding region: 247-1377 (376 amino acids)
Source: RefSeq, a predicted model, not a curated record